AUGAGCUCCAACAACACGCAGUUGAGCGGCAAAGUGGCAGUGAUCACGGGCGCCUCAGGCGGUAUCGGUGCCGCCAUUGCAUUGGAACUCUCAGUCGCAGGAGCCAAAGUGGUGCUGGGGGCCCGACGCCUCGAAGCGCUGGAGGCUGUCAAAACGAGCAUUGAGCAACAGACGGGAUCUUGUGGGGAUAUUCUCAUUGUCCAGACGGACGUCACGAAGCGCCAAGAGGUGCAGGCGCUCGUGGACAGGGCGGAGGAGACGUUUCACGCCGUGGAUAUCCUCGUGAAUAACGCUGGCGUAAUGCCGUUUGAGCUGCUGAAGAACGUGAAUCAGGACAGUUGGGAUCGAACGAUCGACGUCAACUGCAAAGGGACCCUCAAUGGUGUGGCUGCCGUGCUGCCCAAGAUGCUAGCUCGCAAGAGUGGCCACAUUGUCAACAUCUCGUCUGAUGCUGGGCGCAAAGUGUUCCCUGGAUUGGGCGUGUACUCGGCAUCCAAGAUGUUUGUCGAGGGCAUCUCUCAAGCACUGCGCCUUGAACACGUCGGUAGUGGAUUGCGCGUGACCUCCAUUCAGCCUGGGAACGUUGCGACGGACUUGGUCAAGCAUGCAAACGCUGCGAGCGGAGUCGAUGAAGAAGCGAUGAAGUUGUACGGAGGAAGUUCCGAGUGUGAGGUGCUCAAGCCAGAGGAUAUCGGGCGCGCUGUAUUGUACGCCGUCACGCAACCGCCAUAUGUGGCUGUGAACGAAAUUCUGGUGGAACCGCGAGAUGAGCCUAUUUAG
Hyaloperonospora brassicae is the source of this 780-nucleotide messenger RNA. Lineage: Eukaryota; Oomycota; Peronosporomycetes; Peronosporales; Peronosporaceae. The record is from the annotation of a GenBank genome assembly.